CUCGGCGUACCCAGAAGCUCUCCGUUAAUUGCCUUCGGCCACUGGUGGUUGGACUUGGAAAGUUGGAAGCACCUCUGCUGCCCCUCCCCCCUCUGUCCUCCGCCGCGGCCUCGGCCUCGCCGCCGUAGAGCAAUGGAGCGGCGAUCCAGAAUCCGCUUCUCGCCCUCCGAGAUUGCCCGGAUGGAGAAAUUGGUUUCAAACAGGAAAGAGCGAGUCUUUGAUGAGAAUUUCUGCCGGAAGCUUGCUGAAGAAUUUAAUCGUUCUGCAGCCCGAGUCGGAAGUAGAGCACUACAGCCUACACAGGUUAAAGGAUGGUUCCUUGAUAAGUUCCCAGCAUCAACUACUAAACCUACAUGCUUGCUUACUAUUUCUGAAGAAGAAAAGACUUUAGCCUCGGAAGCAGAUGCAUUUGUUUCUGAGAUAAAGACUCCAGUUUCUGAAGGAAAAGUUUUAGGUCUUGAUACUAGUAUUUCAAACAAUGAGGAUGCACUUUCUAUGGAUUUACCCAAAGAUACUACAGAUAAGGUUCCUGAACUAGAAAACUUGCAAUUUGAGGCUAGGUCGUCAAAGGAUUUUGCAUGGUACGACAUUGACAAUUUCAUGGCACACAGGACGACAAGUUCCGGCGAAGUUGAAGUCUACGUAAGGUUUGCUGGAUUUGGGGCAGAAGAGGAUGAGUGGGUGAAUGUCAGAAAGUCUAUCCGCCAGCAAUCCAUUCCUCUAGAGUCCUCAGAGUGCCGAAACAUUGCCACAGGAGAUCUUGUCCUGUGCUUCAAGGAGAGCAACGAUGAUGCAUUGCAUUUUGACGGGCAUGUUCUAGAUAUCCAGCGGAAACAGCAUGAUAUACGGGGAUGCAGGUGUGUCUUCCUUGUCGAAUAUGAUCAUGAUGGAAGUCAGGAGAGGGUGAACUUGAAGAGACUGUCCCGGCGGCCAAAGUACCUUUGAUGGCUUGUGCUAUGGUGGAUCUGCUUGUUGCCGCUAUUCGCGCUUAUUGACCUAACAGGAGCCUCAAACUCGUCGAGACUGAACUCUAGUGUUGAUGUGUAUACUAACCACCCGCAGGAACACUUUUAGUCCUCUUUGGCACAUUGGUACUGUAACGGCUCCUUGAUAGCCAUUUUUUGUAGGACACGUGAGAAAGUUGGUGGCAAUGUGGGGAGAGAGUCGGAUUCUAGCCCAAUGUGUUGGCGCAAGAUACCAUGGCAGUGCUCACCAUUCCUGACCUCUCUUAUCUUGUGAUUUGCAACUGUCUCUGAAUGCUUGAUUUGGACACUCGGUCUCACGAGGAAGUUGGCGCUGGAAA
Messenger RNA from Brachypodium distachyon (stiff brome), 1303 nucleotides. RefSeq names its product protein SAWADEE HOMEODOMAIN HOMOLOG 1. The transcript is spliced from 9 exons. Gene Ontology annotation, molecular function: chromatin binding. The record is from RefSeq and is a predicted model, not a curated record. NCBI's taxonomy places the organism in Eukaryota, Viridiplantae, Streptophyta, Magnoliopsida, Poales, Poaceae. Bases 133 to 945 code for a protein of 270 amino acids.